CCCUGCCAGAACAAAGGAAGCUGCUCUAGCAUAUCAGGAUCUUCUUACACCUGCCUGUGCCUGCCAGGCUUCAGUGGACGGAACUGCGAGCUAGCAUUCAAGGCCAUUCCUGACUCCUGCUUGCAUGAGAACGGGGGCUGUGAGCACUUCUGCGAGGAGGAGGGGGGGCGACGCAACUGUUCAUGUGCAGACGGCUAUUUCCUGGGGACUGAUGGACAGCGUUGCCUGACACAAGAAACAAUGGCCUGUGGGAAGGUUCCUGUCCUGCACGGCAGCGCCUCCGAGAAGGGAGACAUACCGUUGGACCCCCGUUCACGCAUCGUGGGGGGAACAGAGUGCCCUAAGGGUCACUGCCCCUGGCAGGUACAGUAUGAACCAGUGGCGGCGGACAAGUUGAUGUAUCUGACGUAGAGGUGAAGUCUCUUUCCCCACGGUGUGUUUCUACAGGUGUUGUUAGUGAGAAAUGAGAAGGGCUUUUGUGGAGGAGUCAUCUACAAACCCACCUGGAUCCUCACUGCCUCUCACUGCUUGGAGAAUAUCAAGGCCCAGCACCUGAAGGUGGUGGCAGGUGAACAUGACACAGAGAAAGACGAGGGUACGGAACAGACCAUAGAUGUGGCAGAGAUCAUCAUGCACAACAGCUACGUGUCAGACACGGCGGACAGUGACAUCGCCCUGCUACGUCUGAAGACUGCCAUCACUAUGACGCCUUUCGCCGUGCCCGUCUGCCUGCCCACCCGCUCGAUGGCGGAGCGUGAGCUCUGGGCCAUCAACCUCCACACGGUAAGUGGCUGGGGCCGGCGCAGCGAGAACGGCCCUACGUCACGUGUCCUCCGGCGGCUGGAGGUGCCACGUAUACGUACCCAGGACUGCGUUGACAUGAGCGGUGUCACGCUAACGGCUAACAUGUUCUGCGCCGGCUACAUUGAGGGCAAGCAGGACUCCUGUAAGGGGGACAGCGGCGGACCACUGGUCACCCGCUACAGAGACACCACGUUCCUUUUGGGUAUCGUCAGCUGGGGAAAGGGGUGCGCCCGGCCGGGGAACUACGGGAUUUACACCCGCGUGUCCAACUACCUGGACUGGAUCCACAACUACACGGCAGAGCAGCCGACAGUGCAGCCGACAACGCAGCCGACAGCGCAGCCACAGAACACCACGACCACACUGCAAAACACCACGGCCAAUCCAAAUGCAGUCUUAUAAGUGUCACAGAACAGGAGCAGUGCUGAGCCCAGUACCUUAUUGGGUUCAACUUGUAGUACAUCUCUGAAACCAUAUUUGGCUUUCAGAUUAUAGUAUUUAUAUAUAUCAUGUUUUGUUUCUUGUGCUUCAACUACACUUUCUAAAGUUUUUCUGUAUGUUUGUUGAUUUUAUGGUUUGAUUUCCCUCAGAUUUUUUUUUUUUUAAUAAACGCUUGAUUGAUGCCAAAGUAAACUGACCCUUCUCCUGUGUCAUGAUAACCAUUAAAGCAAACUGACUCUUACAUAAGUUGGUGUUCAAUUACAAUGCAUUUGCCAUCUUAAAACAAAGCUGCUUGCAUUCUGCUCAGACCCCGCAGGCUCUUUGUGUAUGUUAUAAGAAAGAGGACAGUCACUGUCAUUAUAUGUUAUGACCCCUGUGCAGUUAGUUGGGCCAACAGGAUUGAGGGUAUAAAAUGUAAUUUUGUAUUAUCAGGGAACAAUCUUCUCAAACUAAGGCAAUUGUAUAUGUAUUUAGCAAAAUACGACCAGAAUAGUGGUAAACAUAUGAACACAAAGGCUGUCAGAGUGUUGUAGCCGUUUCAAAUAUAUUACAAUAAAACACUGUUCUAGAAGCAUUCA
This is a messenger RNA of Oncorhynchus kisutch (coho salmon), 1823 nucleotides long. RefSeq names its product coagulation factor X. The coding region runs from base 631 to 1206 and encodes 191 amino acids. Lineage: Eukaryota; Metazoa; Chordata; Actinopteri; Salmoniformes; Salmonidae. Gene Ontology annotation, biological process: proteolysis. Gene Ontology annotation, molecular function: serine-type endopeptidase activity. The record is from RefSeq and is a predicted model, not a curated record. The transcript is spliced from 4 exons.